This is a messenger RNA of Dermacentor andersoni, 1735 nucleotides long. Lineage: Eukaryota; Metazoa; Arthropoda; Arachnida; Ixodida; Ixodidae. The record is from RefSeq and is a predicted model, not a curated record.
CUCGGAUUCGCCGCACUUACAACUGCCGGCUGCAUGCAGAGCAGCAAACUGCAGCGGUUAUACAGACCAGUGGUCUGCCGAACUGCCAAUGAUGAGUCAUCAUCUGGAGCCACUAUCACUCAACAAUAUGGCCACCACGACUGCGCAACAAACUACGCGCAGCACAGGAGGCCGCCUACGGGCAGCUACCAAUAUGCAGCGCGGAGCCACUUCAUCGGUGGACACCGCUACAAAGGGAUCAUCGCACGCCUGCGACUUUUGCGGGCAUGGCGGGCCCGACGGACCCGGCACACCUUUGUUCAGCCUUGUGCAGAACUCCGGCGUCAACUCAACGUUAAGCCACGUAGCUGUAGCCGACCAUUCAUCAUACCUUCAUCAGGGCUUACAAGCCGGGGAGGAACAUUCGACAACGUGGACCAAGGUUUCUUUCAGAGCCGUGGCACCAAGAAAUCCUCGGCCGCCAUCCUGGCCGACUCCUUGGGCUGCGGCGAUGACCUGGCUCCACGACUUUCCAGCUGGGUGAACACUACGACAGUGGAGGUGGAAAUGGUGAUCAGCAACCAGAUCACCAGCGGUGGAACAACGGUCAGCCACGAGUGCUGCGGGUCAGAGCUUCGCACCUUGGUUGAUGGCUGCCCUUCCGAUUUUUCAUCGCCGAUCUGCUCCUCUUCGUAGGCGUCAUCACCUGCACGGGACCUUGGGCACAUGCCAGCUGACGAAUCUUGCAGCGCCAUGAGUCUUGCAUCCGUGGAUGCCACCAUCUCCAUGCUCCAGCAUGAAGAAUGCCAUGCUGUAUAAGAAACAGGAAGUGAAGUGAUCCACUAAGCAUACUUCCAAGGACAAAGUUUACUUGCGAAAUUCUGUAAUUGUGGAGACGCACUGACUCACAUGACACGGUGUCUGUAAAUAAACAAACAAUGUGUUCUAGUGGCGUAUGUGUGCCUAUUCACUUCAAUAUUUAGUGCUGAUUAUUUUCAAAUUCAACAUAAUAAUAGUUUAAAUAGUGCAAUGGUCCUGUUCACCUUUCAAACCAACGGGCCGCAAUGUACCCUGCGUUUAUCAUGUUGACGGUUAACAUUCAAGCAAGGGAUGGGUCGUGUGAUUCCUCUAGAAUGAAAAAAAAAAAUGUUCGCAUCUGCUGAAAAAGGAAAAAAAAAAGAGCAUCCUGGUGAUGGUGCAGAGCAAACAUCAACGUUUCCUUUGCUUUAGACGAACAGGUCGAGGAUUCGUGACGCGUAUGCGGUUAAUCGCGCGUAGAGUAGCCAGAAAGAAAACGGCCCUAAACGUUGCAAUUAACCUGAGCUUUCCUAUCUGGGAGCAGAAACUUCGUUAUCAAAUGUAUUCUGAACAACGGUGCGCAUCUGUGGCCGCAGAUAUGCGGGCACCUGCAGGGGAAGCCCGUAAUUCUGAGAAAGGAAAGCACGAAUGACGGCAAGAAGAAUACAAAAGUUGAAAACCGCUCACAUCUUUCCUCGUUAGUCAAUUCCUCCGGUUCGCCGGUGUCGAACAUGUCAACAAGAUUGUCGUUGUUGUCCUCCUGAGUGGCUGUGGCGCAUACCCACAAUGCGGGAUUGGCCAUGAAUCGGGUGGUUAAAUUAUAUCUAUAAAAAACAAGGGAAUUCACAAUUCAAACGUUGGAGCAGAAAAAGUGAAAAUUUUUUGUGUGGGAAAAAACCAAUCAGAAGAAAACCGUGCGUAAAAAUAUCAAAUAAAUAAAUAAAUAAACAAAUAAAUA